GUGAUUUGAUUGAAGCCUCCCUUCAGUCAAACAUUUGACUGCUAUUGAGUGCUAAGUCUUCGUCCGACUGGAGACAAGUGGAUGUGAUCGCGAUGUCCGACACAACGCAUACAGAUUCAGACCUCACGAAGAAGACUAAGAAAACAUGCGAAAAGAUUUCGGAAAACCUGUAUAUCUUAGGCAAUGAGCCAUCGCUGGCCUGUUAUCGGAUCCAAGAGCACUGCCAUAAAUCUGUUCCACAACUGGUCGACAAAAUGGUUGCAAUGAUUGGAGAUAUGAAGCGAAUCCAGAGCCGAUUGAAAGGAAACUUCUAUGACUUGGAGUACUCCAUAAGUGCCCUGAAAUCCAUGUCCGGCACCGAACAGUACUUCCAGAACGUCCAGGAAUUGCUUAAGAACUCAGUCUUUCUGAAGCAACAAAUCGAUUACGAAGAGAGUGUACGACAGAGGGUUUUGGCGACCGCUGGGGCCGCCUCUUCGGCCAACCAUCCCAUCAACGCAUCCAAUCGACGCGCGUUUCAGCGCUUUUCGGGUUCUUUCGAUUUGCCGACGUCUCUGAUCCCGGCGUCCAUCGCCAGCGUCACCUCCAGUGCCAGCGCUGACCUCAAAGACCUGCGAAAUGUGAUCAAUCAGUUCACGUCGACCCCAACGGUGGUCAAGAGGAACAGAACGGCCUCUCUUUCAUCCACUCAACCACUCAAACGGCACUCAGAAAUACCACAAACGAGUGGUGAGUACAGACAGACAGACCCCGACCCCACUCACAGUCAAGACAAUCAGUGA
Molecule: messenger RNA, 782 nt
Organism: Oppiella nova
Lineage: Eukaryota; Metazoa; Arthropoda; Arachnida; Sarcoptiformes; Oppiidae
Source: the annotation of a GenBank genome assembly